This is a messenger RNA of Acyrthosiphon pisum (pea aphid), 2556 nucleotides long. RefSeq lists its product as uncharacterized. The record is from RefSeq and is a predicted model, not a curated record. NCBI's taxonomy places the organism in Eukaryota, Metazoa, Arthropoda, Insecta, Hemiptera, Aphididae. Gene Ontology annotation, biological process: cilium movement; cilium assembly. The transcript has 10 exons. Gene Ontology annotation, cellular component: extracellular exosome; motile cilium. The coding region runs from base 576 to 2012 and encodes 478 amino acids.
ACCAGAGAUAUAAAAAUAAUUCACUAUAUAGUUUGCUAACUCACAAUAAUAUGUGAAGUCAUAAUCUCCCAUUUUCGUGAGAAUUAUGGGUCUUAUGGCAAAACAUACAGGCCAUUCUUGCCUAUCAUAAAAAAAUAUAUUUGUAGGUACACACAUUUAAUACAUUUAUUUCUAUGUGCACAUUUGUUAUUGAUAAUAGAUACUCUAAUUCCACUCCCCACAAAUAUGGUGGCAAGGUUCAUUAAUUUCAAUAAUAAGCGACAAGCGUACAGCAAUCUAAUUUAUUAUCCAUACCCAUCUGUGAUUAUAACAUAAUAUUGUAAUGUACCUACCUACGAUUACAAUACACACAUAGUAAUAUGUGAACUCAUCAUAUACCAUACUCGCAUAUAGAUGGCACUAGUGAUGAAGCGGAGACACGUGUCAAGGUGUGCGGACAGUACCCGUUGAAGGCGAUCGGUGAACGCAAUCAGAACUUGCUGUCGCAUGCCGCGCACCUGAACGCGACCAUAUCGUGUCCGGCCGGACUGAGUCGGAUUGGGUCGACUACGCCAAACAACGUGCUGAACAUCACCAUGCAUGGCCUGUACAAUCCAUCGUUGAGCGGCCGUUGGCGUUACACUCGCGGCUCGGACACCACGUGUUCGGCCAUAUUGCACGUACCCUCCGCUAUCGACUCGGAAAUCCAUAGCUCCGUAUUUGAGCGUGGCACAUACACGGACGUAACAAGGGACGUAAACGAUCUGCGAUGGUUCAGCUUGGAUAACAUGCCGGCAACCGUAUCCACCACGGGUCAGAGGUUUGAGGAAUACAAUGGUGUAGAGGUGAAUUCGGCGAAAAUUCCUAAUCCAAAAGACGUACUGUUCAAAGGGCCCAGAUUCGAAUGGAAUCUAUGGAACCGAUUUCUCAUGAACGAAAUAUCGUCAUAUGCAUUACAAGACUUCAUUUUCAAACAAAGAUAUCUACUUGUCACAUUUGUAUUUAACGAAAUCAACCCCUUGAUGGUUAACAAUACUAGUAAAAUAUCCACACGGGCAUCAAAUACCUCAUCAAAUGCGAGCAACAAGAAUGAAGUGGUAUUUGUAGCCUUUUUGGACUUGUCGAUGUUGCUACAGCCAAAUUGUACUACAAUAAGAUGUUUUUCCAUCGUUCAUAAUAUUGACGUAGAAAUUGUAAAACAAAACGAAUUGUCAUUCAAAAACUUUGACCUUGGUAAACUCAUAAAGACAAAUAUCGAAGAAGAUUUAAAAAAGUCAAAAUCUAGAAUACCAGUGCUAGAAACGUCUGACAGUGGAGGAGUGUCCAGUCAAAUGUCAACCGAAUGGACAUUUCCUUUUGUAGUUGUUGACAUUUCCGUGGCUUAUUCACUUUACGAUCAGUAUUUAAAAUAUUUAACAACAAGUCAGAUCACUCUGAUGCAGAUGAAUCUUAUUCCUGAAAGCCCACAAGCUGUAUUAUGUAACCAGUCAAAGUUAAAUAAUUAUCAAGAAACUUUAAAAAGCAUCAUAGAAACGUUGAUAAAUAACUCGGAGAGAAUUAAUGAUCAAAACAGUGUAGAAAGAUACGUUAACGAACUUGAAAUGUCUGGAACUUACGAGUCAAUGCAUUCGUCGUUGUUCGGCGAAAUCCAGUUGUAUAUUCGAGAUAACUACGGAAGUCCAUUGAUCGGUGAAACGACUCAGAGUUUAGUAAAUCGUAUUUUCAUGGAUCUGGUAGACAAAAUGAAGAAAGCAGUGGAAUCAUUCGAGUUUCCGCAAUCUGGCGGUAUUGAUAACUUAUUACAAUUUGAUCGUGUGAUCGUUUACGCCAGAGAAGCAGACGAGAUGGAACAGGCGGAACGUGCCAAAAUAUUUUACUUUGACUUAAACUCUACAGCUGGUGCAAGGUGUAACCCGAACUACUGGUUAUUAUACGCUAGUUUAUGCUCAAGGCGACUAGAUUUCGAUACGGCUUUGGAGUAUGUCAAAGAAGUGUUACUAGUCGACAGUGGCAACCGAAUCGGGCGAGUUUAACAGGGCUAUAAACUAGUAUAGUUACUGUCACCGUAAAAAAACACUCGUUCAUAAUAUACAAAAACUUUAAAAAAAAAAACGAAAUCGACUGACAAAAAUCUAGCACAUAAUUUUUAUAAUCGUCACUUUCAAAAAAAAAAUAAAAAUACGUUGAUAUUUAUUCCGUCCGUAUUUUGUAUCGCACUAAUGAAAAAUAUUCGAAUUUUUUCGUCAUAUGUAUGAAAUAAAACAACCGACUUUCUUCUUCACAAAUUUAUUUACCAUAGGUACAGAUGUAUAAUUUUUUUUUCAUUCGAUUUGUGCGUACUCUGUAGUUACGUGCGUAAAUAGUUAGGUAUAUAUAAUUCCGAGAUGCAAAUUCACUGAAAUUAAUAUAAGCUCUGGUUGCGUUAAUGCUAAUUCCUUAUUAUUAUUUACUUAUUAUUAUUUACUCAGCAAUAACUUUCAAAUCAUAUCGCAAUAAUUCAUUCAUGCGGUUGCUCUAAAAAUGUCAAUACUUAUUAAACGGUUGAUACUUCAGUAAUAUUACUUAGGUACAUAAAAA